AUGGCGCCAUCUUUGGAGGCUACGUCGACGACGACUGCUCUCGAGGCAAGGGAGACCAGGUUCUACUACAACAACGGAGACUGCGGGGAUAAGAAUAUUUAUGUGUGCCGACCAGGGAUUAUCUACGGGAUAGUCGGGGCUGUCGUUAUUGGUCUCGCCGUUAUAUUCUAUGCCCUUUACCUUUACAGAGACACGCGCAAUGGGGCCAAGGCUCUCGUAAAGACACUGAUCAAGGGUCUGAAAACCAUCACGCCCUGUUUACGGCGUCGGCGGAAGACCAGAAGAGUCCGCCGUGUCAAGCGCGAUGUGGAAAUGAAUGUUGUCGACUUCGAUGCCAAAACAGUGGGUUCCGAUACGCCCAAGGAGCCCGCUGAUACUGGCGACAGCCAAACAGCAUCCGCUUCUAACUCACGACAUGUACACUUCAGCGGCCCGUGA
Molecule: messenger RNA, 438 nt
Organism: Diaporthe citri
Lineage: Eukaryota; Fungi; Ascomycota; Sordariomycetes; Diaporthales; Diaporthaceae
Exons: 3
Coding region: 1-438 (145 amino acids)
Source: RefSeq, a predicted model, not a curated record